CAGGUUGGUUAGGUUGGUUGCUCUGGGUGCAGGGGUCCUAGGUACCUAACCAGACCAGACCUGUGCUGCCGUCAUGACACGACACGCCAUUCUCCUCUUCACGUCCCACGAGGUCCAAGUAGAUUUGCUAACAAAUUUGCUUAGAGUUUACUUAACGCACAAGCACUUAUUGACCGAGCCCCCCAAAAACCCACCGGCACAACAUGCAUCCCCAUCCCCGUGCCUAUCCAUUACAUUCUCUUUCAUCAGGAACAACAAUAUAUAAACUCAUACUCCCUCCACCCCAGGAUCUUCUUCAACCCCUCUGUCUCUUGCUUUUUCUAUCAUCCUCUCAUCAUAUCCUCUGAUCUGGUUUGACUGAACAUCUCAGAUCGUCGAGUAGCAACUAUCACAUCUCGCUCGCAUUCUCAAUUCAUCAAUCCACAAUGGCUCGCGGAUUCAAGCGGCCGGAGAAUGAGGCCGGUGCCGCCUGGCCCGCCAUCCUCGUUGGCGCCUUCGUCGCCUUUGGUGGUGUCCUUUUCGGCUAUGAUACGGGUACCAUCAGUGGUAUCUUGGCCAUGAAAUACUGGAAGAACCUUUUCUCCACAGGUUACAUCGAUUCCACAGGAGAGCGUGGUGUAUCUCCCUCUGAGGAGGCCGCCGUCGUCUCCAUCCUCUCUGCUGGUACCUUCUUCGGAGCCCUCGCCUCAGUCUUCCUCGCCGACUCUAUCGGUCGUCGGUGGGCCCUCAUCGCCUCAUCCUGGGUCUUCAACCUGGGUGUCAUCUUUCAGACUGCCGCCGUCUCUCUGCCCUUGUUCCUCGCUGGUCGUUUCUUUGCUGGUUUCGGUGUCGGUCUUAUCUCCGCCAUGAUUCCCCUGUACCAGUCCGAGACGGCUCCCAAGUGGAUCCGUGGUGCCAUCGUUGGUGCUUACCAGCUGUCUAUCACCAUCGGUCUCCUCCUCGCCGCCAUCGUCAACAACGCUACUCACGAUCGCGACGACACGGGAUCCUACCGUAUUCCCAUUGCCGUCCAGUUCGCUUGGUCCCUCAUUCUCAUCAUCGGCAUGUUGAUCCUCCCUGAGACUCCCCGAUUCCUCGUCAAGAAGGGUAAGAUGGACCAGGCCGCCAAGUCUCUCGGCAAGCUCCGCCGUCUCCCUGCGGACCACGAGGCUGUCGCCGCCGAGAUUGCCGAGAUCAAGGCAAACAACGACUACGAAGUUUCUCUGGGCAGUGCCGGCUACCUCGACUGCUUCCGCGGCCCCAUGCUCAAGCGCCAGCUCACUGGAAUGGGUCUCCAGGCUCUCCAGCAGCUCACGGGUGUCAACUUCAUCUUCUACUACGGCACCAAGUACUUUGAGAACUCGGGUUUCAGCAAUGCUUUCGUCAUCUCCAUGAUCACCUCCGGCAUCAACGUCGUCUCCACCUUCCCUGGUCUCCUCGCCGUCGACCGCUGGGGUCGUCGCCCCAUGCUUCUCUGGGGCGCCAUCGGAAUGUCUAUCAGCCAGUUCCUCGUUGCUAUGCUCGGUACCCUUACCACCGGCCAGAAUGAUGACGGCACCAUUAUUGUUUACAACGUCGCAGCCCAGAAGGCUGGAGUUGCUUUCGUCUGCAUCUACAUCUUUUUCUUUGCUAGCACCUGGGGCCCCCUCGCCUGGGUUGUUACCGGCGAGAUCUUCCCUCUGAAGCAGCGUGCCCGUGGUCUGUCCAUCACCACCGCCACCAACUGGCUCCUCAACUGGGCUAUCGCUUACGCGACCCCUUACCUCGUCAACUACGGUGUUGGCUACGCCAACCUCCAGUCCAAGAUCUUCUUCGUCUGGUUCGCAUCCUGCUUCCUGUGCAUCGCAUUUGUCUACUUCUUCAUCUACGAGACCAAGGGUCUGUCGCUCGAGGAGGUCGAUGAGUUGUACGCCCAGUGCAGCUCCGCCCGCCACAGCAGCUCGUGGCAGCCUUCUGUAUCUUUUGCCCAGCGCACUGGUGAAGACUCCGCCACGGUUGAGAAGAUCGAGGGCGACGCCAGCGACCACGCUGUCGAUCAGGCCACCAGGGUCUAAGCUUCGAACCACUUUGUAUAAUAAUUUUGUCGUUUUCUUUUGGAUUUGAUCGCCCGCGGCGGGCAGUAUAUAUGUGAGGUACCCCCGACAAAGGGUAUAGGGAAAUACCUAGGUAACCCCAGAUUGGUUAUUCUUCGAUCUUAUAUAAAGCCGUAAUAUACCCAUUUAGUUAAAUCUGAAUAUUCUUUUGAACA
Messenger RNA from Pyricularia grisea, 2227 nucleotides. RefSeq lists its product as uncharacterized. The transcript is spliced from 3 exons. The coding region runs from base 426 to 2033 and encodes 535 amino acids. Lineage: Eukaryota; Fungi; Ascomycota; Sordariomycetes; Magnaporthales; Pyriculariaceae. Gene Ontology annotation, cellular component: membrane. The record is from RefSeq and is a predicted model, not a curated record. Gene Ontology annotation, biological process: transmembrane transport; carbohydrate transport. Gene Ontology annotation, molecular function: carbohydrate:proton symporter activity.